Messenger RNA from Penicillium pulvis, 948 nucleotides. RefSeq names its product opsin family protein. The coding region runs from base 1 to 948 and encodes 315 amino acids. Gene Ontology annotation, cellular component: endoplasmic reticulum; plasma membrane. Lineage: Eukaryota; Fungi; Ascomycota; Eurotiomycetes; Eurotiales; Aspergillaceae. The record is from RefSeq and is a predicted model, not a curated record. The transcript has 3 exons.
AUGGGGGGCAACCAAGCUACUCAAGUAGAUCGAUUCAUCGUGAGUGACCGACAUGUCGACAUCCACAUUACUGCGAGGGUAUCCGAUUGGUACUGGGCAGUCAUGUCGAUUAUGGGUUUCACAACGUUAGCGAUCCUGGCGCUGGGCUUCUUGAGGCCCGCAAACAGUCGAGUGUUUUUCUAUAUUCUUUCUGCUAUGGCCUUCAUGGCGACCAUUGAAUACUACAGCAUGGCAUCCAAUCUUGGCUGGGUUCCCAUUGAUGUACAGUGGCAGCGCAGCAGCGGAUUAGUCUCUGGCGCAAAUCGUCAAAUCUGGUGGGUCCGCUAUUGUGGCUGGUUCUUAAUCUGGCCAUUACUAUCAUUGGCCUUACUCUUGACGUGUGCUGCUCCAACUGUUCAUAUCCUUUGGGCAUGCUUUCUGAGUUGCGUGAUGGCGGCCAUGGCUCUCAUUGGAGCCGUAGUGCGCAGCAUUUACAAAUGGGGUUACUUCGGCUUCUGGGUUUUUUCAUGGUUGAUGCUAGGUUAUUGUCUUGUGUGGGGACCUCGCCCUUACGCACGAGCCCUAGGCCGAAAGGUCUGGCGAGUCCACACGAUUUGUAGCAUCUGGAUCUGGUUUCUGUGGAUGUUUUAUCCUGUAUGCUGGGGUCUCAGUGAAGGUGGCAAUGUGAUUACGCCGGACUCCGAGUUUAUCUUCUAUGGCAUUCUGGACUGCUGCUUGAUACCAUUAACAUGUGGAAUUUUUCUUGGUCUCCACUGGAAAAUCGAUCCACUCAACCUUGGACUCUAUAUACGCGGUUUUUAUGACCCGAUUGGCGGUUAUGAACCGGUCACUGGAAGCGGGGCCCUCCAGGAGAAAGCGGACGAGUCAGCCAACCGACGAAGCAUUCGGAAUAAAUAUCACGGAAGCAAAUCAGGAGGCAAUUGGAACGUGCCCUCAGAUGCACGUUGA